CAUUUAUUUUUUGUUUGGGUGAAAUAAGCCCACCUUUUCUAUUGGUUAUUAAGAGAGAGAAGAAAGUCACGGAAAGGGAAGAGCAAUUGCAGGCAUAUUACAGAGAGAGAGGGGGAAAGGUGAAAGGGAGGAGAAGGAAGGAGGCUGCUUACCCUUUUACAGAAUCGAUCUGCGGAAGGAAUGGAAGAGGAGGUUUCUUACCCUUUAACCGUUUUACAGAUUUGAUUGAGGCUGUCCCCUCCGGCGAGAAGCACAAUUACUCGCAUCAGAAAUCUCCUCCUAUUCCCAAUUUCAAACAAAUCAAAAUCCCUAAUUAUAAGCAAGUCGACGACCCCACUCGCUGAUGGAAGUCCUUGGGAGUGGGGAGAUCGCGAUUGGGAGUACCGCGGACGAUCUCGGCGGCGGAGAGGUUAUUGACGAGUGCGACUUUCAUCUCCGGCAGCCAGCCCACCUCCACCGCAGGUUCCAGAUUACCUCCAGAGAUUCGCUGCUAUCUUCUCUGUCGAUUGCUGCAGCAGACAGUGUACAAAUGCCGGACAAGAUUAACGAUGUCGACGUACGCACAGAAGAAACAAAACCACUGAGAGGGUUUUCAUGGGCAAAGAAGGGCAGAGUGGAGAAGUACAACAUUUUGCUGGACCCUGUCCUUAGUGUAAUUCACAAAUUAGAAGCUACAAAAUUAACCGGAACGGGUUCAUCAUCUAACAGAAGCACUAUUUCAUAUUGCCUCCACUUCUUGCAGAAUCAAAAGAUCAAAUUCGAAGGGGUGGACGCGAUUAGAGUGGAAGCUUCUUACACUAUGGAGAUGAGACUCACUGCUUUUAUUGCAUUCCAGUUGGGGAAUGCCAGUAACUAGGACCUUUGAGCUCUCCCAUGCAGUUGAUUGAGAUGGAUGGAAGUGCAUGUGAGUCUGGUCAGGGUGGUGAGAUUCUGCGCGGAAAAGGAUAAGAUGCUUAUCUAUGUGUUCAUGCCGAACAGAAGCUUGGACUUCCCACUUCUCAGAACUGGUAUAAUUUGUUUUCAUGGCUUCAUUGUUUUUUAAUUUCAAUAUGAUCUUAGGGGAUUUGUUGAUAUAAUAGAGCAAAGCUUUUCCCUUAAGUUUGGUGAUUUUGUCCAAGGUUUUGUUCUUCAAAAUUGCUAAUUGACAGGUGGU
Molecule: messenger RNA, 1153 nt
Organism: Linum tenue
Lineage: Eukaryota; Viridiplantae; Streptophyta; Magnoliopsida; Malpighiales; Linaceae
Source: the annotation of a GenBank genome assembly